AUGAAGUCAAGUCAAAUCCAUGUCAAAUCUCAUAUUUUCUCAACUCAGAAAAAAAUUUGCUUUCAACUUUAUUUAUAUAUCAUAACUUUUAAACUGACUUUAUUUUAAUUAACAAUGUCGGAGGGAACAAGUAAGGAACCGCAAAAGACUCCUAUGGUGUACAUCUGUGGUGAAUGCCACAACGAAAAUGAAAUCAGGCCCAGAGAUCCUAUUAGAUGCAGAGAAUGUGGUUACAGAAUAAUGUAUAAGAAAAGAACAAAGAGAUUGGUUGUUUUUGAUGCCAGAUAAGAUGUUCCAAAGGAUCUUCGAUUGAUUUGUAAAUAUUGACAGUCCUACCUGAUAAGGAUAAGGUCCAACAACAUAAUAUUAAGUUUAUUGUUUGUGUACAAUUAGUAAUUUGAUGAGAAUGUAACUUCUAAUAGCAAAUAAAAAUAAGAUGUAUGAUUAUAA
Molecule: messenger RNA, 450 nt
Organism: Diabrotica virgifera virgifera (western corn rootworm)
Lineage: Eukaryota; Metazoa; Arthropoda; Insecta; Coleoptera; Chrysomelidae
Gene: Rpb12
Product: DNA-directed RNA polymerases I, II, and III subunit RPABC4
Exons: 3
Coding region: 115-288 (57 amino acids)
Biological process (GO): DNA-templated transcription
Cellular component (GO): RNA polymerase III complex; RNA polymerase I complex; RNA polymerase II, core complex
Molecular function (GO): DNA binding; DNA-directed RNA polymerase activity; zinc ion binding
Source: RefSeq, a predicted model, not a curated record